AUGGCAGAAUACUCUUUGCUAGCGGGUGGAAAACGUGUCAGGCCUCUACUUUGCAUUGCAGCCUGCGAGCUCGUGGGUGGCGACGAGGCUACUGCCAUGUCAACUGCUUGCGCGGUCGAGAUGAUCCACACGAGCUCUCUCGUUCAUGAUGACCUUCCUUGCAUGGACAAUGCUGACCUCCGUCGAGGCAAGCCCACCAACCACAAGGUAUUUGGAGAAGACAUGGCGGUUUUGGCGGGUGAUGCACUAUUUGCUUUAGCGUUUGAGCACAUGACGGCUUUGUCAAGUGCGUUGGUUGUUUCCCCUAAGAGGAAGGUCCGUGCGGUUAUUGAGUUGGCAAAGGCCAUAGGGACAAAAGGGCUAGUAGGUGGUCAAGUGAUCGAUUUAUGUAGCGAAGGGUUGAAUCGAGACGAUGCUGGAUUGGAGCGUCUAGAGUUCAUCCACCUCCACAAAACGGCUGCUUUGUUGGUGGCAGCGGCGGUUGUAGGAGCCAUAUUGGGAGGUGGAACAGAGGACGAGAUCAAAAAGCUAAGAAAGUAUGCGAGAUGUAUUAGGCUGUUGUUUCAGGUGGUUGAUGAUAUACUUUACGUAACGAAAUCUACUGAUAAAUUGGGUAAGAGCGCCGGAAAUGACGUUGUUGCUGGCAAACUUACAUAUCCGAGGUUGAUUAGUUUGGAGAGAUCGAGGGAACUUGCGGAGAAAUUAAGCAAAGAAGCAGAGGAACAGCUUCUAGGGUUUGAUCCAAAUAAGGCGGUUCCUCUGGUGGCCCUUGCUAGUUACAUUGCUGGAAGACACAAUCGAUCAUAA
Messenger RNA from Camelina sativa (false flax), 807 nucleotides. The record is from RefSeq and is a predicted model, not a curated record. NCBI's taxonomy places the organism in Eukaryota, Viridiplantae, Streptophyta, Magnoliopsida, Brassicales, Brassicaceae.